CCUCGCAGGGCUAUUGUUAUUUAUAGACAUUCAUUUUCAUUCUUCAUUCUUUCAUUCAGAUAUCUUUUAUUCUUUCAUUCUUUCCUUUUUCUGUACAUUAUUAUCUCUUCCUGUGGAGCGGCUGUUUUUUGCUGCCUGUUUGUUAGACACGGCGCUUGCGGCUCUUGGACAGCGCUUCUUUUGGUCCAACUUGACUACAUAUCUUUUAUUCUUCUGCAUACUACUAUUCGAAGCCCCCAAUACACCGGAAUCCUCAGGGUCGUUUCUCACACUGCACAGAGUACAGAGUGUCGCAUACAGAGUGUCGCAUACAGAGUGUCGCAUACAGAGUGUCGCAGGCUCAAACAAUCCACCGCUGAUCGCUGGUGAUCAUCCGUCGUUAUUUCUUUUCCUCGUCUUCUCCAAAUCUUGUUCUCUCGACCUCACCUUCUCGACUGACGCCUUUCCUCGAAUCGUUUCUUGCUCUUCAUUGUUAUAGACCUUCUGAAGGCGCCAUGGGUUGGCCGGUGUGCAAUUCAACGACGGAGAAUCAACCCAUCGACGAGGUUGAAUUAUGGGAUGGCGGACUUACUUUUCAUCAGCUGGCUCUGAUAGCCGGGGGUGCUUUCGCUAUUUUUGCUGGCAUCAUGUCGUUAUACAUCAUUAUGGGCCAUGCGACACAUUACAGCAAGCCGCUGGAACAGCGACACAUUAUUCGAAUCUUGUUGAUGAUUCCGAUCUAUUCCCUCGUCGCGUGGCUUAGUAUCUACUACCAUAAACAAGCAGUCUAUUACAGUGUCAUGGGCGACUGCUACGAAGCAUUUACUAUUUCCGCAUUCUUCGCUCUUAUGUGUCAUUACCUCGCGCCGGAUCUGCAUAGCCAAAAGAAUUACUUUCGUGGAAUCAAACCGAAACAAUGGGUCUGGCCAUUGAACUGGGCGCAAAAGUGCUGCGGAGGGGAAAAUGGAAUCUGGAGAGUUCCUCGGAGUGGCUUGACCUGGUUUAAUGUCAUCUGGGUUGGCGUCUUCCAAUACUGUGUUCUGCGGGUGCUUAUGACUAUCGUCGCGGUUGUCACGCAGCAUUUUGACUUGUACUGCGAAUCCUCAUUGAAUCCGGCAUUCUCGCAUAUUUGGGUUCUGGUCAUUGAAUCCGCUGCAGUCACCAUCGCCAUGUACUGUCUUAUUCAAUUCUAUAUCCAGAUCAAGGAUGAUAUCAAGCAACAUCGGCCAUUUCUCAAGAUUCUCUCCAUCAAGCUGGUUAUUUUCCUUUGCUUCUGGCAAUCGACUAUGAUCUCUUUCCUCUAUUCUUCUGGAGUCAUCAAGGAUUCCGAGAAAAUUCAAGCGCCCGACUGGAAAGUCGGUCUUUCCAAUCUUCUCAUCACCAUUGAAAUGGCUAUAUUCUCCGUUUUGCACCUGUGGGCUUUUGCAUGGAAGGAGUACUCUAUUGACCACGUUCACGACGACGAAGUGACCGACUUCUACGGAAAUGGAAAGGUCAACUACCAAGGCGGACCCUGGGGCAUGAAGGCGCUUCUCGACGCCCUGAACCCGCUUGACCUGCUGAAGGCCAUUGGCCGCAGCUUCCGCUGGCUAUUCGUGGGCCGCAAGAAGCGAACUUUGGACCCCAGCUACCAAGUUCCAUCCGAGCAGAUCGGUCUCAGCCAAGCAGGCAAUGUCCCUACCACCGUCGUAACCACCUACGAAGGCGCCGGUCCUUUCAUGGCCGGCGGAAGAGGAAACUCUCCCCCGGGCGAAGAAGGAGAAGACCUGCUAUCUCACGCACAGCCCAACCCGACUCUCAACCGACUUUCGUCCGGACUAUCACCCUCGCCCUACGAAGACCCACACAAUAGUCGAUUCUACUCUACCAGCCAAGACAGACUUAGCGAUUCUUCCAUGCUGGAUCCCAUGGCACCCACACACCAACCCUUCUCACCCUACGAGCAUGAUUCGUUCAACAACCCCUACAUGAUACCCUCUGACAGCGAACUCGACACACACCGUCACUACCGCCAACCUUCUUCGAACAGCAGCGGACAAGAAUCGGGCGUUACAACCCGUCUAUACCAUCCAAACGACUCCCAGCAUGACCCCAUCCGCAUGCCUGACCCUUACCAACCGCCGCCUCAUGACGACUACGAGCGCGGGCGUAGCAGGUAUUAAAACUGCGCCGUUCUAUCGUCGGAUGGAAUGAGUUUUAAUUUAUGGUGUCAAUGACUUUAAUUUUCCUUUUGCAUUUUGUCUGCUUGUUUCAUGACAAUACCCGCCAUUAUGGCACUCUUUCGCUUUCGUUUUUUGUGAUCUGAUAUAGACCAUUUCUUUUUAUGUACAUGUUUGUUGUUGGAGAUACCAGUUACCAGUCUUGUAUAAAUUUUUCUCUUUUGUCUGUUUUUACACUUUAUUUGUCGAUAAUUGGCUUGGGUCUUCUGUUAAUGCAAAUAUCCAUGGGCAGGUAGAUGCCCGAUGCAAUGAAGUAUAUAGUUGCAUAUACUACUAUACGAUAUUCAUUAACUACGAG
Messenger RNA from Aspergillus glaucus CBS 516.65, 2496 nucleotides. Its product is annotated as OSTA/TMEM184 family protein. NCBI's taxonomy places the organism in Eukaryota, Fungi, Ascomycota, Eurotiomycetes, Eurotiales, Aspergillaceae. The transcript is spliced from 6 exons. Gene Ontology annotation, molecular function: transporter activity. Bases 495 to 2141 code for a protein of 548 amino acids. Gene Ontology annotation, biological process: transport. The record is from RefSeq and is a predicted model, not a curated record.